Molecule: messenger RNA, 3479 nt
Organism: Onychostruthus taczanowskii (white-rumped snowfinch)
Lineage: Eukaryota; Metazoa; Chordata; Aves; Passeriformes; Passeridae
Gene: E4F1
Product: E4F transcription factor 1
Exons: 13
Coding region: 321-2066 (581 amino acids)
Biological process (GO): regulation of transcription by RNA polymerase II
Molecular function (GO): RNA polymerase II cis-regulatory region sequence-specific DNA binding; DNA-binding transcription factor activity
Source: RefSeq, a predicted model, not a curated record
GUGGUUCCUGCUGUCGAGGAGUCCAUCACUGUUGCUCACAUUGUCGUUGAAGCAUCUUCCAUAGCAGAGGAGAUCAGCAACGCCUCGGCCAUCGUAGUGGGCACAUCAAAGAGGUCAUUGUAGCAGGAGACCAUGUGUUUGAGAACCCGAAUGGCCACGUGGAUGGGGAGGUCAGUGAGGAGCAGGGCAGCCCCGAGGAGCAGGAGCAGGACAUUUCCAGCGAGCUGAUCAAGGUCAAGCUGCAGGUGAACAAGGAGGGGCGAUACGUGUGUGAGCUGUGCCAGAAGACAUUUAAAACUGCCAGCAUCCUCAAAGCUCACAUGAUCACUCACAGCAGCAGGAAGGACUAUGAGUGCAAACUCUGUGGGACUUCCUUCAGGACAAAGGGGUCUCUGAUCCGACACCAUCGGCGGCACACGGAUGAAAGACCUUACAAAUGCAAGAAAUGUGGGAAAAGCUUCCGGGAAUCAGGAGCUUUGACUCGGCACCUUAAAUCUCUGACACCUUGCACUGAAAAAAUCCGCUUCAACGUGACCAAAGAAAUAGUUGUCAACAAAGAUGAUCUGCCCUCAGGGCCCUGCAGCUCCAGCACAGACACAGUGUCCUCCAUCGCGAGCGAAUCCAUCGAGGCCUCCCCUGUCAUCCACCUCGUGACAGAUGCAAAAGGCAACGUGCUCCAUGAGGUCCACGUCCAGAUGCAGGAGCUUCCCGUGCUGGAUGCAAAACCCCUGGAGCCAGAUCAGCCGCAUCCCGAGGAGCUGCCCUGCGAGGGGGAAGUGAACAGUGAGAACCUGCUGAGGCAGGCCAUGAGGAAUUCGGGGAUUGUCAUCGAGAGAGUGGCCGUGGAGGAGGUGCAGAAGCCAGAGGAACCUUUGGCAGCUGCUCCAGAAGAGCUGGAAAACAAAGGGGUGGAAGUAGAAGAGGAGCCGUGUGGGGAGCAGUGUGCUAAACUGGAAGGAGCGGAGUCUCAGACACCUGCAGAAAGAACCAAUGGGUACAAACGUUACAUUUGCUCUCACUGUAAUGAAGCCUUCAAUGAAGCUGCUGCCCUGGAAACUCACAGCAAGAGUCACACAGAGUACAAACCUUUCAAGUGUGAGGAGUGUGGCAAGGAGUUCACCAAGGGCUACCUGCUGAAGAAGCACCAGGAGGUGCACGUGAACGAGCGGCGGUUCCGCUGCGGGGAGUGUGGCAAGCUCUACAAGACCAUUGCCCACGUGAAGGGGCACCGGCGGGUGCACUCGGACGAGCGGCCCUACGCCUGCCCCAAGUGCGGCAAGCGCUACAAGACAAAGAACGCGCAGCAGGUGCAUUUCCGUACCCACCUGGAGGACAAGCCCUACGUGUGCCAGUUCUGCAGCCGGGGCUUCCGGGAGAAGGGCUCCCUGGUGCGCCACAUCCGCCACCACACCGGCGAGAAGCCCUUCAAGUGCUACAAGUGCGGGCGCGGCUUCGCCGAGCACGGCACCCUCAACAGGCACCUCAAAACCAAAGGUGGCUGCCUCCUGGCUAUGAAAGAGGUGGAAGAAGUGAUAGUGUCAGAGGAGAGCCAGUCUGCUGACAACCUGGCAGCCACGGUCCUUUCGGAGGAUCCGCACACGGUUCUGGUGGAGUUCUCCUCAGUGGUGGCAGACACCCAGGAAUACAUCAUCGAGACUUCUACCGAAGACAUGGAGACCAGUGAAGCUACUGAAAUAAUAGAGGGAACAAGACAUGAGGUGGACAGCCACAUCAUGAAGGUGGUGCAGCAGAUCGUCAACCAGGCCAACUCGGGCCACCAGAUCAUCGUGCAGAACGUCACCGUGGCCGAGGGCGCCGCGGCCGCCGACGCCGCCGACGCCAUCACCAUCGCCACGCCCGAGAGCCUCACCGAGCAGGUGGCCAUGACCCUGGCCUCGGCCAUCGGCGACGGCGCCGUGCUGGCCGCCGAGGGCGGCCUGGCCGCGCAGGAGGCCACCGUCACCAUGGUGGCGUCCGAGGACAUCGAGAUCAUGGAGCACGCCGGGGAGUUCGUGAUCGCCGCCGCGCAGGAGGGCGAGGUGGAGGUGCAGACCGUGAUCGUGUGAGGGACAGCAGCUGCACACCUGGGCACUGGGGCUGCUCGGGGAGCCUGGGGAGUGCUCAGGGGACAGGGCAGGCCCGAAGGGGACAGGGCGGGCCCAAAGGGGACAGGGCAGGUCUGAAACAGGACAGGGCAGGCCCAAAGGGGACAGGGCGGGUCUGAAACGGGACAGGGCAGGUCUGAAACGGGACAGGACAGGUCUGAAAUGGGAUAGAACCGGCCUAAAACAGGACAGGGCAGGUCUGCAACGGGGCAGGACAGGUCUGAAAUGGGACAGGACGGGUCUGAAAUGGGACAGGGCAGGUCUGAAAUGGGGCAGGACAGGUCUAAAGUGGGAUAGAACAGGUCUAAAGUGGGAUAGAACAGGUCUGAAACGGGGCAGGACAGGUCUGAAAUGGGAUAGAACCGGCCUAAAACAGGACAGGGCAGGUCUGAAACGGGGCAGGACAGGUCUGAAAUGGGACAGGACGGGUCUGAAACGGGGCAGGACAGGUCUAAAGUGGGAUAGAACAGGUCUAAAGUGGGAUAGAACAGGUCUGAAAUGGGAUAGAACAGGUCUGAAACAGGAAAGGACAGGUCUGAAAUGGGAUAGAACAGGUUUAAAAUGGGAAAGGACAGGUCUGAAAUGGGACAGGACAGGUCUGAAACGGGGCAGGACGGGUCUGAAACGGGACAGGACAGGUCUAAAAUGGGACAGGACAGGUCUAAAAUGGGACAGGACUAGUCUGAAACAGGAUAGAACAGGUCUAAAAUGGGAAAGGAGAGGUCUAAAAUGGGCUAGCUAGAACAGGUCUAAAAUGGGACAGAACAGGUCUGAAAUGGGACAGAGCAGGGCAGGCCCGAGGUGUUCUCAGUCUAAAACCAAUACCAGGAGUUAAACCCUUGGCCUGGUCGCCCUGAGCAGACUGACAGGUCACAAGUGGCACUCAGUAUUCUGUACAGCAGCCUCGAAUUAAGGAAGAUCCUUUGGGAAUCAGCCCCCUGUGCCCACCAUGGGACACCAGUGGUCUGGUUUGUGAAAGGAUUCAUAAAGUGUAGCAAGUAUGUGGGGGUCUCUCGAGGGAUUAUUUAAAUAUAUGCAUUUAAAACAAGUUGAGAAAACCAAACCUAAGGAGUUGUGGUGUGUGUUGAGCACCACUGAAACACUCUCAUGCCUUUAACCUCACUCCUUCAGGCCUCCCAAGGCACGGUACUGCAGUAUUUCUCUUUUCUUUGGUAUCCUGGACAAGUAGCCUUAUGUACUGGUCUAUGAAUGCAUCAUUGUACCCUGCAAUGCCAGCCAGGCUGCUCUGAGAGCCAGCCUGGGGGCUGGAAAGCCAUAUUGUAUAGCAAUUUGGUUUUUUUUAACCAUAUAUGGAUUUUUAAUUGCAUAUUGUACAGAUUUGGCAUGUAAAUAAAUACAUUUUUAAAAAUAAAA